UAUAAAAACCAGACCCAUAAUACACACUGUUUUCGGGUUUCGUUUCGAAGGCAGCACCGCACUUGUUCUGCUCCGCCGCGAUUGCAAUCGUUUCCACUCCCGCCGCUGAUGGGUUUCUCAAAGGAACAGCUUCUUGCGCGGUUAAAGGAGCUUCAGGUUCCAUUUUCCCAGUAUGAGCAUCCUGUUGUUUUGACCGUCGACGCUCAGGCUCAAUAUGUUGGACAUUUGGGGGGUGGCCUCAGCAAGAAUUUGUUUCUCAAGGACAAGAAAAGCAGGUUGUAUAUUGUUUCUGCUUUAGCUGGUACCAAAGUAGAUCUCAAAGUGUUAUCUCAGCGGCUUGGUUUGGGAAAAGGUGGUCUCAGAAUGGCACCUGAGGAGGCUUUAGGUGAAGUACUUCAGGUACCCUUGGGUUGUGUCACUCCAUUUGCACUUGUGAAUGAAUCAGCACGAGAUGUUUCACUGCUAUUGGAUCAAGGGUUCAAGUCUCAGAAGCACUGCUUCUUCCAUCCACUGUCGAAUGACAUGUCUAUAUCUCUAAAUGCAUGUGAUCUUGACAAGUUUCUUAAAUCAAUUGGAAGAAAUCCAUCAUACGUUGAUUUGGAGGUUAGUAAAUUUAAGACCAAUCCUACAGUGGGGAAAGAUCAACCCCCUGAUCUAGCUGCACUAGUUCCAUCUGGUUCCAUAGUUUUACCCGAUCAACCCCAAAAACAAUCUUCUUCACAGGUUCCUAAGGAUGCAAACCAUGUUUCUGUGGAUAAUGGAGCCAAUACAGUUUCAGCUAAAGUUGUCAAGCCAUCCUCUGGUGGGAAAAAUACAAAGGGGACACCAGCAAAAAAUGUUAAUUCAUCAGGCUCCUUUGCAGAUGCUGGGCAAUUCGUUGAAGAGAUAUUGCAAAAAACAUCACAAUUAUUGCUUUCAGAGGUCAAGGACGAAAAUAUAAAGUUACACGGGGAGCAGCUCGGUACUGUGUUAUCUGACAAAUUACAGAAAAACCUCAAUGCAGAGUUCAAGAGCCUUGCUAUGAUAUUUAAGAACACAGCAUAUACGGAAGGGUUCCAUGCUGGUACUCAUUACAGGCCCCCGCUCAUGUGAAGCACAGGAUGAUUUACGAUUUGCUGCCAGGAAAGUAAAAGAGGAACCAAAAUUUUAACUCUAGUUGUUCAAUGUUUAGUUUGUGAUAACACACCAUGCAUUGUUUGAGCAUUCAUAUAUAUUCUGGGAAAUGUUUGUUAUAGAAUAGAUGAUUUGAAACGAUUUGAUCAAUGAAAAAAAGUCAACAUUAAGUCGGUCAUUUGAAAACAA
Glycine soja is the source of this 1302-nucleotide messenger RNA. RefSeq names its product prolyl-tRNA synthetase associated domain-containing protein 1-like. The record is from RefSeq and is a predicted model, not a curated record. NCBI's taxonomy places the organism in Eukaryota, Viridiplantae, Streptophyta, Magnoliopsida, Fabales, Fabaceae. The transcript is spliced from 12 exons. Gene Ontology annotation, molecular function: aminoacyl-tRNA deacylase activity. The coding region runs from base 109 to 1092 and encodes 327 amino acids.